Molecule: messenger RNA, 2142 nt
Organism: Melanotaenia boesemani (Boeseman's rainbowfish)
Lineage: Eukaryota; Metazoa; Chordata; Actinopteri; Atheriniformes; Melanotaeniidae
Exons: 12
Coding region: 163-1986 (607 amino acids)
Biological process (GO): sulfation
Cellular component (GO): cytoplasm
Molecular function (GO): sulfotransferase activity
Source: RefSeq, a predicted model, not a curated record
GACUGACAUCAGGGCUCAGUACAAAAAGUGGUCCAGUCUUACCAGCUUGUGCACAGGUAAACAGGUUUGGGGAAAGGGGACUGUGGCAGGAGGAAUACUACCUCUGUGGCAGAGAGAGGUAGAAGCAACGUGCAGACUACCAAUUCCCCGGAAACAGUCUUCAUGUCGUCCCUCAAGUACAUUCAGUACCACGGCCUUCUCCUGCCCCCUGUGGUCCACAGUGCAGAGAGCCUGGAGUAUGCCCAAAAUUUCUCUGUGGAAGACACCGAUGUUUUUGCUGUGACUUAUCCCAAGUCAGGUACUAUCUGGAUGCAGGAGAUCCUUCCGUUGCUGCUUAAUGGAGGAGAUCUGACUCCAAUCCAGACUGUUGUAAACUGGGACCGGGUCCCAUGGCUGGAAGAGAAAAGAUUGGCUAAGGUUGCAGAUAAGCUGACAUCUCCACGUGCUCUGGUCACACAUUUUCCCCACAGCCUCAUGCCCCCUUCAUUCCACACCUCCAAAGCCAAGGCGAUCUAUGUGAUGAGGAACCCAAAGGACAUCUUGGUGUCUUCAUACUACUUCCAUCAGAUGGCGACUUUUCUCGAGGAUCCAGGGACUUUUGAUGAGUUCUUGGAGAAGUUCCUGGAAGGCAGAGUGCUGUUUGGGAAGUGGACAGACCAUGUGAAGAGCUGGAGGCGUGCAGAGCUGGGAGACAGAAUUAUGUUCAUCACUUAUGAAGAAAUGGUUCAGGACCUGCCUGCAGCUUUAAGGCGUAUGUCAGACUUCUUGUGCCGUAAUCUGAGUGACGAAGUCGUUCUGAAGAUAGCAGAGCAUUGUUCUUUUAAGACUAUGAAAGCCAACAAAAUGUCCAACUUCAGCCAGAUUUCCAAAGAGUAUAUGGACAGUGACAAGUCUACUUUCUUGAGGAAAGGGAUUAGUGGAGACUGGAAAAACCACUUCAGUCCAGAGCAACUGGCCCGAUUCACAUCGGUCAUUUUCAAAGAGCUGGAGGGUGAGAACUUCUCUCUGCCCUGGAGCCUGGAUAUAGGUUUGGGGAAAGAGGACUGUGGCAGGAGGAAUACUACCUCUGUGGCAGAGAGAGGUAGAAGCAACGUGCAGACCAAUUCCCUGGAAACAGUCUUCAUGUCGUCCCUCAAGAACAUUCAGUACCACGGCCUUCUCCUGCCCACUGUGGCCCACAGUGCAGAGAGCCUGGAGUAUGCCCAAAAUUUCUCUGUGGAAGACACCGAUGUUUUUGCUGUGACUUAUCCCAAGUCAGGUACUAUCUGGAUGCAGGAGAUCCUUCCGUUGCUGCUUAAUGGAGGAGAUCUGACUCCAAUCCAGACUGUUGUAAACUGGGACCGGGUCCCAUGGCUGGAAGAGACAAGAUUGGCUAAGGUUGCAGAUAAGCUGACAUCUCCACGUGCUCUGGUCACACAUUUUCCCUACAGCCUCAUGCCCCCUUCAUUCCACACCUCCAAAGCCAAGGUGAUCUGUGUGAUGAGGAACCCAAAGGACAUCUUGGUGUCUUCAUACUACUUCCAUCAGAUGGUGACCUUUUUUGAGGAUCCAGGGACUUUUGAUGAGUUCUUGGAGAAGUUCCUGGAAGGCAGAGUGAUGUUUGGGAAGUGGACAGACCAUGUGAAGAGCUGGAGGCGUGCAGAGCUGGGAGACAGAAUUAUGUUCAUCACUUAUGAAGAAAUGGUUCAGGACCUGCCUGCAGCUUUAAGGCGUAUGUCAGACUUCUUGUGCCGUAAUCUGAGUGACGAAGUCGUUCUGAAGAUAGCAGAGCAUUGUUCUUUUAAGACUAUGAAAGCCAACAGAAUGUCCAACUUCAGCCUGGUUCCCAAAGAGUAUAUGGACAAUGACAAGUCUCCUUUCUUGAGGAAAGGGAUUAGUGGAGACUGGAAAAACCACUUCAGUCCAGAGCAACUGGCCCGAUUCACAUCGGUCAUUUUCAAAGAGCUGGAGGGUGAGAACUUCUCUCUGCCCUGGAGCCUGGAUUGACCAGCAAAGAACAAAAAGGGCUGUAUGGAGAUAAAAUCCAGGCCUUUACAUAACAGUCAUUUACAACUGGAGUUAAAUUCUCAAAACAAACACAAGUCUCCAGAAUCCUGCUGAAGACAUAAUAAAAUACAUUAACAUAUAUAACAUAUAUAUAUA